UUGUUUUCUUCCUCAGUUUUCUCGUUGGAGAGGUCUCUCUCGGCUACCGUCCACGGCGUCGAAACGGAUCCUGAAGGAGCUCAAUGAUCUCCAGAAAGAUCCUUCUACUUCCUGCAGUGGUGGUUUAGUAUUCUUUCUACUCUUGUUCCUUUUUACUAUCUCUCUCUAUAUAUUUUUUUUUCACUUUCUAAGAUUGGUCUAGUGAUUUCGUUUUCAUCGGUUAUUGGAGACUCCGAGCAACUUCGUUGUUGUUCUUUUAUUUGGAAAUUAAGUGGAUCGCAAUGUUUGUUUGUGGAUUGCGUGAAAAAGUAACAACUCUGAAAUUCAAUUAUCAUGUUUGUAAUUAUCUAAGCAUGCGGAGGUCUACGAAAAUCGGUUUUGGAGUUCUUAGCACUGAUUUGCAUUCUCAAUUUUGUGGUUUACGCGUAGGAUAUGGUUUAAUUUGGCUCUUCUCUAAACAAUUCAUUGUACUCCGGAAUGGAAUUCGGUAAUAUGGAAACUGAAUCGUGUAUUAGAGUUUGAUUUAUAUGUAUAUGUUAAGCUUAUUGAAGCAAGGUUCUAUUGAGUCAAAAACUAUAGAUACCGGUACAUUUAUUGGCUUAUGGAUCUUUUUGACUUUAGUUCUCUAUACUAUAAAGAAUUGAUUCUAUGAAUUUUCACGUUUUAAAUCAUAGUUGUUUUUUAAUUGAGCUAGACUCAGAACAGUAUAACCGCUUAAGAUUUGAGUAGUCAACACUUUCAAUUCAUUUGGACUUAGUAAAUUUCUAUAUCCCGUUACCAUAUUGUGGUUCUUGUUUUAUUAAUUAUUCUAAUGUCUGUAAUAUGUGUGUUGUCACUGUUUUUAUUACUUAUUUGAUUAAUAACUCAGUAAGUCAGUGCUAGAAGUUAUUUUCACACUUCCUGAGCUAAACAGUUCAGUUAUGACCACCUAAAGGCCAUAAAGUGUUUGACUGGGAAAAUAGUAUAACGAACGAUUUUUAACGUAUCACAUUGGAUGUUAUUGAUAAUUUUCUGCACAUUUUUCAUGUAAAUUGAUUUAGAUGUUAUUGUUGUGAAAUAGGCUUACUGCCUAUUUUACCAUAGUAGCGCUAUCUUUAACUAAAUGUGAAAACUAGAUUUGGGGAAAAUAAGUGUAAUGACUUGAUUAAGGUGAAAAUUUAACUUAAUCAGAGAUAUGUCUUCUUAGGUUCUUGGACACCCAUUGGUGGAUGGAACUCCCUUGUUCUUGAUUUUGGAAUGCUAUAGUGUAAAUCUUGGGAGUUUAUCUCUUAAUUUCAGGAAUUUUAUGAUAUUUCAAUUUCCGGGUAGCUUUCUACUGGGCAGCAAAUAUUUUAUUCUCGUGUGGGGAGGUCAUCCAUUUAAAAGAACGACCGACUAUCAAGGUCACUUCAAGGGUAGAUGGGGUUUUUAAUGCAAUGUUGAGAUUGUAUUUCUUGUGUUGUUUCUUCUAGGAAUAGUUUUGAUUGGGUCGUGCUAAUUGGAGACUGUUUUUGCAUCCGUCAUUGGCUAUCGUGGGGGAUGGAGUCUUUUCUUUCUCUUCUCUUCUGUUUUCCUUCUUCCUUGAUAAAAUUUUUAGUUUUGUGAGAUUGUAGGAUUAUUGCUAUGUAUCAUUUAUUAUGUCACGGGAGUCCUUACCUACAACUUUUUACGUUGCUUCAGUUUAUCAUUUGUCUAGGUUGCUUUCAGGACAAUGGUUUUUCACCCAAACAUUAACAUUAACGGUAGUAUUUGCUUGGACAUCUUGAAAGAGCAAUGGAGUCCAGCUUUGACUAUAUCAAGGGUUUUGACUUCUCAAUGACAAUUUUAACAUUAAACUCCUAGAUGUUUGAAUUUUAUUAUCUUGUGCCUUUUUUACACUAUGGCUUUGGAUCAAAUUCUUUGAGUUGCCUGUUGAUCAACAUUUACAAUUUUAUUGCUUAACUAGGGUAUCAAGGCACUAUCAUUAUGUGCAUAUAUUAAAGAGGGGAAAAAAAAAACAGAAACCCCCAUUUUGUUGAUAUAAUUUCGUUCAUGGUACUCGGGCAUAUUGAUGUAGUAAUGUGAUGGCAAUUGUACUUUAGUGCUCAACACUCUGAACAGUUGUCACAUUUCAUGUCAUCUUUAUUUUAUUACAAUAUUUCUCUAAUUAUAGUAAUAGUCAUCAAUCCAAAUUAUAGUGAGCCAUCAGGACAUAAAAAAAAUUUAAAUCCAAGAACGUGUUAGGUGAAAACACUAAGCAAACAACUUAGACCAACCGCUGAGAAAGUAUGAUUGCAACCAUAUAUGGAGCAUAUAAAAUGCACACAUGUUGCUCUUGGGUGACAGCAUGAUAUCCUGGUUAGAUUUCAUUUUUAUGAAAUUUAUACUGUAAACUUGUGAGGGUUACUUAUCAUUUGAGUAGUGCAAUGGGUACCAAGGGGUCACUGGCCAAUGUUGACACAGGGAGACCAUGGUAUGUUUUCUGAGAAAGUCUAUUGCCUUCCGCCAAAAAUCCUGUUCAUUUUCUUAUGAUAUAUAUGGUGUAAUGCAUCUUAUUCUAGAAUAUUGAAUCGUUGUCUGCUCUUCAGCAUCUUUGGCUAACAUUAUUGAGAAUACAUAGUGAUUGUCAAUCAUUUUCUGCAUAUCCAUUUCACUUUUUUCCUAGCUUCGAUUAAUUAUACAGUUUUUCAAUGGUUGGGAAGGGUUUCUGUUUCAUAUUCUGGUGUUACUUUCUAUUUGCUCCCUUUCGACAGAUGCCAACCCAGAUGAUCUACUAGUGCCAGAAAUUUCUCAUUUAUACAAGACCGAUAGGGCCAAGUAUGAGACAACUACAAGGAGCUGGACUAAAAAAAUAUGCGAUGGGCUCGUUUGUAUUAUGGGAAGGGUAUGAGGGAUGUCACUGUUGGUUCUCAUCUCCAUGACCUGUGAAUAUUAAUCCUAGAUUUCAAGCCAGUGAAGAAACUAUCUCGCAUCAUGGCUUCUUAUGGAUGAUGGAGGAUAAAGGCGGAAAAUGGGCCAGAGCGCCGAGCUGCUCCAAUUGCAUUUCCACCCCCACUUGAAUUCUGAGGCUUAGAGAGCCAUCAAAUUCGAGUCUCCAUUAAUGGGUCGAGUUUGUUCCGGCGGAAUUAGGUUCAGAGAAAUCCGAACCACCACCCACAAAUCGGCGACGGAGACCAAAUUGGUUCGAAUUUCGUUCACCGACGGCGACGCCACCGAUUCCUCGAGUGGGGAAGACGAAGAGCCAAUCUCCAUCCGCCACGUCAAACGCCACGUGACUGAGAUCAGGCUUCUCACUCGUAGUUCCAAAAAAUCGUCGCUGAAAUCGGGAGCUGAACCGCUGCGUAACUCGAAGAGUUACAGAAAGUUCCGGGGAGUUAGGCGACGGCCGUGGGGGAAAUGGGCUGCCGAGAUCAGAGACCCUUUCCGGCGGACUAGAGUUUGGCUUGGUACCUACGACACGCCGGAGGAAGCUGCCGUCGUGUACGACCAAGCCGCCGUCCGCCUUAAAGGCCCCAACGCUCUAACCAAUUUCGCCGAAGCUCCCAUUUCCAAAAGUACUGUUACCACACUUCUAACUCCGCCGCCGCUGGCGGUGGCGGUGGCGGUGGCGAUUUCCGAUAGAGAAGAAUCUCGGUGUCUGUGCUCUCCGACUUCCGUUUUGAGAUUAGAAGAACAAAUUUGGAGACCCAUUGAGCAUGUAAACGAAGAAUCAGCAUUAGAAAUGGAAUUAAAUUGGUUAUAUGAUCGGAAUUCCAACAGUUUGUUGUUCAAUUCAAGAACCCCACAGCCCAUAAAUUCCGACGAAGUGGAAGAUUUCGGCGACAUUCCGAUGGAUUUCGAAUCAUGCAAAUGGGAUGUUGAGAAUUAUUUUCAAGAUCCAACCUUUAGUAUUUCACUCACUCACUGACAGACUGACAAAUUCGCUAUCUUUUUUAAUUUAUUUUAUUUAUUUUGUUAUUAUUAAAUUUUAAAAUUUCGUUGCCUUUAAAUUUGUAUUCUAACAUAUGUUUUAUUUAUAUGCUUUUUAUUUUUUGGAGUGAAUUGUAUUGUAUGGAAAUAGAAUAGUGAAGGUUAAACUUUAUGUAAUCAACUUUUU
Molecule: messenger RNA, 4054 nt
Organism: Cucurbita moschata (crookneck pumpkin)
Lineage: Eukaryota; Viridiplantae; Streptophyta; Magnoliopsida; Cucurbitales; Cucurbitaceae
Product: pathogenesis-related genes transcriptional activator PTI6-like
Exons: 3
Coding region: 3059-3865 (268 amino acids)
Biological process (GO): regulation of DNA-templated transcription
Molecular function (GO): DNA binding; DNA-binding transcription factor activity
Source: RefSeq, a predicted model, not a curated record